This is a messenger RNA of Rubroshorea leprosula, 1118 nucleotides long. NCBI's taxonomy places the organism in Eukaryota, Viridiplantae, Streptophyta, Magnoliopsida, Malvales, Dipterocarpaceae. The record is from the annotation of a GenBank genome assembly.
AUUUGUCCAUCUUAAUUGAGGCUAAAAGAAUGAUACAAUUUCCCUGCCAAGGAAACAGAUUUAAUGGAUACCUUGAUGAUCAUCAGAUGGAAGUUCUCCCUCCUCCUCUUGGCCGCCUUCAUUUUGGCGGAUGAUGACUCUCAGGCCAUGUCCAAGCUGGCGGAUGCCCUUAAUCCCAGGCCACACAACCGGUCCAUCAGUGUUUCAAAUGCUGCCUAUUGCGCUAUGGUUGGGAAGGAGUGCUUAGCUGAUAACAAUUUCUCCAGCAUUCCCUCGGAGUUCUUUUCAGGUCUCCCUACUAGUAUACAAAAUUGGAGUUUGAGGGUACAUCGGAAUGAUUUAACUGGGGAUUUGCCAGAUUCGCUAGGGAGAUCCAUGGUUAAAGUUCUGCAACUUCAUGGUCAGAGAACUGGGCUUUCAGGGACCAUCAGUGCAUUGUCCACCACGGUCAAUUUGGUCCAGGUUACACUACAGAACAAUAAUUUCCCUGUUCUUUUAGCGGAUUUGUCCAAUUGCAACGGAUUGGAACUCUUGAAUCUUAAAAAUAAUACCUUAACUGGAAUUGUCCCAGAGUCCUUGCCGACAAACUCAGGGCAACCUUGUGGUCCACAGGUCACAACAUUGCUUGAAAUUGCAAGCGCUUUUGGGUAUCCAUUGAAGCUGUCUGAUUCUUGGAGAGAAACUGGUAACCGCAACAAACAACUUUUAUCCAACUGUUGGAGCUGCGGUGUCAAAGCUGCGCAAGAGGCAGCAAAUGGAAAGAAGGCUGCACAGGUAGCAGCAAAUGGAAAGAAAGCUGCACAAGUGGCAGCAAAAUGGAAGAAGGGAGAGCUGCACCAAAGCACGGUAGCAGAAAAGUGCAGCAACCUAUGCUGCAAAAUGUUGAUGAAAUGUUGGUGAAAUGAGGUUGAAAUGUAAUGCAAAUGAAAGCAAAUGGAAAGCUGCAAAGUAGCAGCAAGAACAGCCACAUGGAGCCACACAAAUGGAAGCAAGACUUUUAAUGUAAUCUUGCAUUAAAUGUUUUGCAGAUUUUUCUCUUAAUGGAUAAGUAUUAGGUACUGUUUAUGAACUGAAUUCUCCGCUAUAUAAUUGCAGAACAAUAAAUGAAAAACUGGAGU